This is a messenger RNA of Paramecium primaurelia, 5300 nucleotides long. The record is from the annotation of a GenBank genome assembly. NCBI's taxonomy places the organism in Eukaryota, Ciliophora, Oligohymenophorea, Peniculida, Parameciidae.
AUGAAGGAAAAAAAUAUAUCAAACAUACCAAAAUUUAAAAAGAAAAUACUGAUGCAAAUCAUGGAGUUUUCUCUCUAAUUUAGAAUCUUAUAUGAAGAUGAUAUCAUUAAAAUACCUCCACUUUUAUUUUCAAUUACUAUAAUUAUGUCAUACCUUUAAGAAAUUAGUUUUCUCUUUGAAAAUUAUUAUUUAACUGAUAAUGGAUCCUUUAGUUUCAUGAAGUGCCUAAUCAUCAUAUCUAAAUUCACUCGACCUUACAAAAUUCUAAAUGACCACUUUUAUAGAUAUUCAUACCUUAUACCAUUAACAAUUAAUCUUAUUUAUUUUUCCUUAGUACUUAAACUAUUUAUUAAUCACAAAUAAGGAAAAUCAAAAUACUAAAAACUACUAGAGACAUUUUAUUAAUAAAAUAGACUUUUUAUUAUUUUAAUGACAAUAUUGACUUAUAUAUAAGCUUUACACUUUCACUUUAUUUUUGUGAAUUUUAUAGAACUCAGUGUAGCUUCUAUAUCAUAUAAUUCAUAAUUGAAUAAUAUCAAUGUAGGAAAUCUAAUUUUUGCCAUAAUUACACUGAUUAUUGUAAUUUUAAAUAUGAUUGCCUAAAUGAUAUGUAAUCUUGAACUGAAUUAAAUAACUAAAUAAAACUUUAGUGUAUUACAAUAAAGUUUCAGUUUAUAUUGGUAAUAGAUGUCAAUAUUACUAGUGAUUUUAAUAAAUUAAUUAAAUGCAGAUAAUGCAAUUAAGUUUUAUUUAAUUUUUACUUUGUUAGCAUUAAAACUUAUAUUUUGUAUUUAAUCAUAAUUAUUGUAUUUCAUUUCAUUAUUUAAAAAAGCAUAUAUUGAAUUAAUUGGUUUAACAGCACAAUUAAAUAUUUUAAUAAUAUUAUUAAUUUUGUAAAUUCAAUAAAAUAAUUUUGAUAAUAAAGAUUCCAUUUUAUUUAUUGUAUCAUAUCCAUUACUAAUUCAAAUUAUAUUGACAACAUUUUAAGAAUUUCAUGAAAGAAUUUUAUUAAAUAGAAAAAAUACAUUGAAUGCUUAUUAAUAAUAAUAUAAAAUAGCUGAAAUUUUCUUAAAUUUUGGAGUAAUUUACAACUCUUUUAUAGAAAAUAAGAAAUAUAUGGCAUUUAUAUAUAAUUUUUAAAUGAUUCACAAAGAAGCUUGUUAAUCGAAUCUAUGUUGUUGUUAAACAAAAAAUUUUAGUUUUGAAUAAAUUAUUACAUUAUUUUUAAAGGAAUAAAUUUAAUUAUUUGGAGAAGAGAUUAAUUAAAUUAAAGAUAAAACUAUUCGUUAAAGUAUGUUUUUACGUUAUUUAUCCUAUAUUAAUUAUUUGGGUUUUAAUACAAAAGCUUUUUAAUAAUCAAAUGUUUAGGUUAUUAAUGAAAGUUAAAUUAGGUAUUAUAUUUAAUAAUCUUUAGUUCAAGAUUAAUUAACAAUUAAAGAAGUGAAAGUAAUAAAGUUGAAUCCAGCCAUAGUUUAGAUUAGAAAAGCUAUUCUCAAUAAAGAUAAAGGAAUGAUUUAGAAAAUGAUGAAUUUACUAGAGUAAAAAUUAUGAAUUUAAGCUUUAUUAAUUAAAUUAAAUUAAGAAUGCUUUAAGAUUCCAUAAAAAAGUCUAUGAGUAAUGGUUUGAGGAAAUAAAGUAUUAUGUAAGAAAAUCUUGAACAUGCAGUAAAUUUAUUUUUAAUGUCAGAAACAGCAAACAAAAGAUUAAAAGAAAAGAUAAUAACAUCUUUAAAUAGAAAAAGAUAAUAUUUUAAUAAUAUAUUAUUAAAUACUGGAUCUAUAUUUUAAAAUUCUAAAAAUUUACUUAUUAAAUUUAAAAAAAUAGAAAAUGAAUUAUUGAAAUUAUAUGAUUAAUUCCCUAGCAGAAAAAUGUAAGCUUUAAAUACAUUUUUAUAAGCAGAAUUAAUGAACAAUUAUUUUUCAGCUUAUAAAUUAACAACUGUAGCAUCUAUAUCAGAUGAAAAAUUACUUAAGAUGUAAUCAUAAAUAUCUAUUGAUUUAUUUUCUAGCAAAUUAGAUUAUAUAAUUUUUGGUUUUGAUAAAAAAUCUCAUUAUUUAUAAAUUUAAUCUACUUCAAAUUUAAUUCAUUAAUUUUUUGGAUAUACUCAAGAAUAAUUUAAGCAAUUAAACUUUAUUGAAGCUAUAUUACCAUAAGGAUUUGAAUUGAUUCAUUAAAAAUUAAUUUAAAAUUUUCUAUAGAGUGGAGAAUCCAAAUUUUAUAAAUAAAUUAAUUUAAGUUUUUGUAGAACUACACAUAAAUGUAUAAAACCUAUAGAUUUCUUUUUUGAUAUAAACUUAUCAAAUUUUGAAGAUCUAACUUUUGUUACAUUUCUUUAAGAUACAUAAGUAUCACCUGCUUAUAUUUUAUGUUGUGAUAAUAAUAAAAUUUAAUGUAUGACAAAAAAUCUAGCAUAAAAAUUAGGUUAUGAAUAGAAAUACAAUUAAAAUUUAAUUGAUCUAUUAUUUAAAUAAUAAAUCAACAAAGUAUUUCCAAGAUUUCAUAAUAUUUAUGAAUCAUUCUUAUCUAAAGCUUCUAUUAUUCAAAAAGAUUAAUAUGAUCAAAUUAAUUUUGAAGAUAAAUAAACUAAUUAUGAUUAAAGUGAUACUCAAAUCUAAAUGAUUAUUCCAAAUCCUUUAAUAUUUGAAAAGAAAUAAACUAUGAAUUGGGAUUAAAAUGAUAAUACAAUUUAAUUAACAGCAGAUGUUGUUUUUCAUUUAAGAAAUGUCAAAUAAGAAUUAUUUUCUUAUUUAAUUGUAGAAAUAAGAGAUACUAAAAAAUUCAUUUAAACAGAAUUUUCAACACCUUUUUAAACUGAAGUACCUUUAAGUACUAAUAAUAAUUUAGAAUAUCUUGCUUAAUUAACAGAUAUGGAUAAUAAUUUUGAAAUAAUAGAAGAUUAAGAAAGUUUUUGUUUAAGUCCUCCAAAAGCUUUAGAAAUAUUAGAGAAUUAUGAAAAAGAUUUAAAUCAUUUUGGAUAGAGAUUAAGAAUUAAUUAAAAUAUCAAUAAUUCUAAUUCUUAAGUUAUUUAUCCUAAUAUUUCAAUUGCUUUAGCAAGUCCUAAAGAUAGUGCUUCAAGAUUAAUUGAUGAAAAGUAGGAUAUCUCCUUAUAAUAAAUGAAUAAUACUAUUUCAAAAAAAUAAAAUAAAAAUAAAUAACAAUACUUUUCAGCUUUAGAUUAAAGAGAAGAUUAAGAAUCAAGUAAUUUUAUAAGUAGUAUCAUAUAAAAUAAAUAAGGUGAUCAAAAUUAAGAUUAAUAAUUAGAUUAAAUUGAUAAGGAUUUAUAAGAAAACAUUAAAUAAUAAAUGUAAAUUUUGAAUUUAGUAAAUAAUCCAAGUAUGAUUAAAUUAAAUUAAGAUAGUUCAGACACAAGUUCAUUAGCAGGAAUUAAGAAAUCAAAAUUUUCUAAAAGAUAUGAUUUAAUUUAAAAAAUUACUAGUUCCAAUAAAUUUUCUCAUAAUUUCCUCAAUAUGAAAUAUAUGCUAACUUUAAUGUUUCUUAAUUUCUUAGUAUUUGGAUCAAUUGAAAUGUUUUAUGCUAAUUCAGAUUUACCUUAAUUUUUAAAAGAGAUCGAUCUACUAUAAAUAAAAGCUAAUAUAAUUGGACCAAUAGACAAUUAUAUUGUUGGAUAAAAUGCUGUCACUAAUUAUGCAACUUUAUAUUAAAGAAAUUAUUUAACAAAAGAAUAAGCCUAUUAAGAAGCCCUCUAUGCAAAUAAUGAAAUUAAUUAUACUUUUUAUGAAUUAAAGACAAGUUUUGAAAACUAACUAUAAAAUCCAUAUCUUGACCCUUUUUUUGAAGAUAGAUAUGUCACAGUCAAAAUGGCAGAUUAUCCAACAACAAUAGAAUAUACUAUAAGAUUGAGAGAAGCAAUUCAAUUAUAAUUAGAGGCUUCAUUAAAUUUUAUAAAGACUGAUUUUUUAUUUAAUGAGAAAAUUGACUAUACUUAAGGAUUCUUUACUUAUUUAUUCAAAAAUUUUAUGCCUUUGAGAUAAUUAUGUUAGGAAUUAAAUGAAGAAAUGUUAGAUUAUUCUACUAAUAGGGCUACUUUAGUAUCUAAUAAUUGGUAUUAAUUAUUAAUUCCAAUUGUAAUUAUAGGAGGUGUACUUCUUAUAGUUUGUAUAUUGUUUUAUAAAUUUUACUUAUAACAAUAUGAUUAAUUUUUGGAAUUGUUUUCAUAUUUAGAUACAGUUUGGUUAUAAAGAGAUAUAGAUAGAUAUAGAGGUUAUGCAAGUUUGUUAAUGAAGGAUUCAGAUGUAUUAUUUAAAUAUUAAUUUGAUCUUGAAGUAAAGGAAGUUUUUUUGAUUAAUGAAGAAAUGAAAAAGGAUAGGAUUGCAUAAAAUUAAGCAUUUUAGAGAGACAAAUAAAAUUAAUAAGGAUUUGUUGGAGUUUAAUAAAAGAUGCAAUAAUUGCCUUCAAUUUUUUCAUUUGCUACAAUAUAUGGGAUAUGUUUUGUGUUUUGUUUUAUAUCUAAUUCAUUAGCAUAGAAUUAUUAUACAAAAUAUCCUGAAACUACUAGAUUUUUUAAUCUUUUAUCUGAUUUAAGUAUGGCCAGUAGUGGAACAUUUUCAAUGAGAGAAAUUAGUUAUACUAUUUAAGCAGAAGUUACUUUAAUGUAUUUCUUUUCAGAUAAAAAUGCCAGUGAUUUUAUAAAUGUAUUCAUGGAUCAUAUUAACAAAAUAGAUAAGUUUUUAGAGGUAUUUUAAAACUUUGAUUCUUCAGGAUAUAUAACAUCUGAUGAAUUUGUAACUGAUUUUUAUAAUUUAAUGGUUGAAGAUAUUUGUGCUUUUUUACCAGAUGUAUAAUUUAUCUAAUUUUUAGUAUAAAAUAGUGAGUGCUUAAUAACAUUGUGAUUCUGCAUUAGAUGGUGUUAUGCGUAGAGGAAUGAUAGAAACAUUAAAUAAAGUGAGAAAUAAUGCAAUGAAUGAAUAUGAAUCAACCAAUCAUUUUUAAAUUGAAAUUAUAGAUUUAAAAUCUGAUUUAGAAAUAGGAUUAAUAGCUUAUGAUGAUUUAAAUGAUUUAAGAGAUUAAUUUUAAAAUUAAUUGACUGAUACUACAAAUUAAUUAAUUUCAUAAUUAUCUGUAAAUAUUCAUUUAUAUAAAAAAAGUUGAUAAAUAUUUCAUUUAUUGUUAUACUUUUAAUCAGUAUAUUUACAUUGUUAACAUUAAUUGAAAAAUACUUUAGAUGGGAGUUUAAUAUAGUAAAGAAUUUUAUAAUUUUACUUCCAUAAACUUCAUUAUUUUUAGAUAUUUAAUUAGAUAGAAAUCUUAGAUAGAUGGUAGUUCAAGAUGAUUUAAUAUGA